Penicillium alfredii is the source of this 2199-nucleotide messenger RNA. Its product is annotated as transcription factor domain-containing protein. The transcript is spliced from 2 exons. Gene Ontology annotation, molecular function: DNA binding; zinc ion binding. The record is from RefSeq and is a predicted model, not a curated record. Gene Ontology annotation, biological process: DNA-templated transcription. Bases 1 to 2199 code for a protein of 732 amino acids. Lineage: Eukaryota; Fungi; Ascomycota; Eurotiomycetes; Eurotiales; Aspergillaceae.
AUGGAGUCACCGGAAUUCGUACCUGAAUCAUCCGAAAUCGGAUCCUUGACGGCGCACUCCAACGAGGACAGUCAAUUUGUCGGCAGUUCCAGCGGAGUCUACUUCAUCAACACAGUCAAGCGGGCAUUCUCCAAUGGCCUGGAUGCCUCUGGCUCAUCCACGGCAGACUUCCCAACAGCCGAAGACACCCUCGUGGGAGCCGAGGACUUGCCUCGCGCAAAGCGGCCACGCACCGCGUCCUCUCAAACGGACCAUGCGCUAUCCGCCAAAGAAAGCGAAUCCCCAGCCAAAUGGGCUUACGACCCAGCCGUGGCUGCCGCUCUGGGCAGCGCGCCGCCACUGGAUUUGGCCAAGGACCUGAUGAUUGUGUAUUUCAAAGUCUGGCAUCCGCUGUUCCCGUUCCUGCAUGGCCCCACCUUCCUGCAGGCGAUGCAGAGCCUGUACUCUUCUAGCAGCAGCCCUGAGCCCUCUGCCGCGGAGCCGCCCUUGGAUCAUCAUCGCAGCUCCUGCUGGACGACGAUUCUCCAAUGCGUGUUCAACCUGGGCAGUCUGCUUCGCCCGGAGCUGCCUCUCUCGCCCGCUUGCAAGAUCCAAUCACCCGCCAGUAUCAGCUCUCUACUUGGCUCUCUUUCAUCCUGCCAUGAUAUCGUGUCUCUUCAGGCACUCCUGGCGGCUCAGGUGUACUUGGUUGCCAUCAUGUCUCUGCGCCCGGCGUCUACCGUUGGUGGAUGUGUCUUGCGCUGUAUGUUUCACGCGGGCUUGCAUCGAUGCCCGUUCCGGUAUAAAGAGCUAUCUUCGCAUGAUCGACAGCUGCGCAAGAGGAUCUUUUGGUGUGCCUACGCUAUUGACCGGUACCUGAGCCAAGCACUCGGUCUUCCUCUUGGCAUACAGGAUUCAGAUAUCGAUGUGUGUCUCCCUGCAGCUCGUGAAAUACAUUCUCCUCGGCGGGCUAGAAGCGCAGUCUCAGACACCCAAGCAGCAAACACUGCCAUAGCCGGUUAUUUUGAAGGGCAACAACCAUCAGAACAUGAAACCAACGGUGCUGGCGACGGCCAGCCUUCCCGGUCUGUCCACAGUGCUACCGGGGAUGAGCACCAAAGUCACACUCCUGGAAGGGAGGGUGUACUUGCAAGUUAUGUGAAUUCAGGUACCUUAACCGGUCGGGCACUGGAGCUUUUCCACAAGUCCAUUCUCGUCCGUUCUGUCCGCCGAAGUGCCGUUCUAUUCCUUGUGACCGACGUUCACAAGUGGUGGAACAACCUGCCACUCGAUCUGCAAGCGAAGAACAUCGGGAAGAAACAUGAUGAUUCUUCGACAACCGAUGUCUCUUUUGACUUUGGUCCUUUCUUCACGGUGCUGUACCAACACCUCAUCUUGAUUAUUCACCGGCCCUCUUUGUCAAUAGAUCCGUCCACCGCGGAGUUUUGCUCGGGGCUGCAGACCUGCAUUGGUGCCGCUCGCGCUAUCCUAUCCGCGCUGAGAACCCAGGUUGCGAGCCGACAAGCGUUGUUUUGGCCGGGAUUCCUAUCGGCGGCGUGGAUGUCGGGGUUGGUCCUAGCUUUUGCGUGUCAGCUCAACCAAUAUGUUCUCGCCAAAGGUUUACAAGAAAUCGACGAGUGCUCCGAAUAUCUACGUCUCAUGUCUACCCAGUGGGAGACAGCCAAGCAGUGCCACAAUGCACUCUCAGUCUUGUCCAUGAGGAUCGGGCGAACAGAUCCCCACCGAGAGAGUGCAGCAAAAUCCCAGGCCUAUGCGACUAGGAUUCUUGAACGGCACUCGACUUCGAACGAUCAUUCGGUUAUCGUUCAACAACAUUCUCCCUCGCACAGACUCUCACAGAAUGAGACACAACAGGAUGGCAGCCCAUCCGCUGGACCAUCUCGUCGAGCAAGACAAUACAGCCCGAGUCAACUAGAAACUCUACAUCCAUCCCUAAGUAUAAAUCCCGAUGCACAGACUCCUCUCGCCGGUGGAUACGGAUCCACAUCUAUUCCUGCGGGGUCUGCCGAUCCAGCAGGGGUGAGCGCGGACGUCUUGCUCGCUGAGACGCCGUCGUCUCUCGAGCUGAAUUUUCAGAAUGCUGACUCUGACCCGUUCCCUGGCGGGUCGAACUUUGACUUGAAUAUGGCGGAUUUACUCCAGGGAGCCAAUUUCGAUUCGCUUUUUGAUAUUACUGGACAGCAAUACCCGAGCUUUUAA